GUAGUACCAGUUAUAAUAUUAGUAGAAUUCGUAUCGUCAUCGUUGCCAAAUACGCCGGUACGCCGCUGUUUUCACGGGUAACAGAGAUUUUUUUCUCUGAGAGAAUCGCCACGCGACUCCGCGACCGAUAUUUAACAACGAUGAUCGUGCAGCGACGGUCUCGGUCUUAAUUUGAAUCGUUUACUCGUGUGAUCUUGGGGAACGAGACCGCGAGAGUUUAUUUUCAUUCGGAAUUCCAUCCCGGAGUGACCGUGUCACAUUUUACAUUGACCGUUUCCUAAUCGAUAGACGCGCGAACAUCGAUUGCAGCGCUUAGCAGUGGAACAAGUGGCAGUACGAUACCGUCGUCACAGCUCCCCGUCACGGGAGCACUUUAUUCCUCGUCGUACCGUCUCGCACAAGACGAGAUGUGCUGCUGUAUCACCGCCGUGCGCGAUGCCCUGUCUCCUCGGACGAACGACGGCCGUGUUUAAAAACAGAGAUAAUGACGUGGCGCGGUACGACCGAGCCAACGGAAGUGCACGGACGUAGUUACGGAUGAAGCACAAGAAGGGUAACCCGGACGAGGAGGAGGCGGAAGAAGACGAAGAAGGCGAAGGAGACGAAGAAAAAGCGAACAGCAUCGCUAGAGCAGAGGACAGAGGUGGAGUGGCUUCGAGACAGCACGUCGCGCGAACCCCGAGAAGGAACGACAACAGGAAGAGGAACAGGAACCGCGUGAUUCGUCUCUGUCCCGAGAGCUGAGCGUUUGAUGCUGAGUGAGAAGAGGUUCGAGGACGACUCAACGCUGGCGGACGGGGAACGUAAUGGAAGUGCCGUGGUCACGGGCCCGGUGCUAUCGUCGUCGUCGUCGUGUACGGUGCCCUACAUCGGCACCGAUCAGGGUUUCGUGUUCGAGGGUGGCGGCACGACGACGUUGCAGCGGGCUGGUGCAGCCGGCGUGCCGGUCGCUAGCUGCACCGGUAGUGGAGGAGGAGCCCUCCUCGGUAUCGGAGUUGGUGGUAGCAGUUUGAUCGGGCCUUCGGGUGUCAGCAUGGGCGGUGGAGUGACCGGAGGAGGUGGCGGGCUCGCCGUCGGUGGGGGUAAAACCGGCGGGGCGAACAAAGAGGUGCGAUACGCACCGUUCUCGACGACCGUGGGCCCGACCGGCACGGUGGGUCCGGUAAGUCUGCCACCGCCACCUCUGCCGCCGCCUUUGCCACCGCCGUUGCCACCGCCGCCGCCGCCGCUACCGCCACCGCCCCUGCCGCUGCAGAUGCAGCAGCAGCGUGCCUUCUCGAGGUCGAUGACGUCCCUUCCGCCUGAGCCGUUCAUGAUCAUGAGAUCGAAGGCCCUCAACAGACGGGUCUCGAUCAACGUUGGCGGUGUCAAGCACGAAGUGCUCUGGCGCACCCUCGAGAGGUUGCCGCACACGCGACUAGGCCGGUUGAAAGACUGCAACACUCACGAGGCGAUCACCGAAUUGUGCGAUGAUUAUUCGCUGAUCGACAACGAGUAUUUCUUCGACCGUCAUCCGAAGUCUUUCAGCUCGAUACUAAAUUUUUAUCGCACCGGCAAGCUGCACCUGGUCGAUGAGAUGUGCGUGCUGGCGUUCAGCGACGAUCUCGAAUACUGGGGCGUCGACGAGCUGUACCUGGAGAGCUGUUGCCAGCACAAGUACCACCAGAGGAAGGAGCACGUCCACGAGGAGAUGCGUAAGGAAGCGGAGUCGCUCAGGCAAAGGGAGGAGGAGGAAUUCGGCGAGGGACAGUGCGCGCAGUACCAAAAGUGGCUCUGGGAUCUGUUGGAGAAGCCGACCACGUCCAUCGCUGCAAGGGUGAUAGCUGUGAUAUCAAUACUCUUUAUUGUGCUUUCGACGAUCGCACUAACUCUCAACACCAUUCCUAGUAUGCAAGUGAAUGAUGAGAAGGGAAACUUUCAAGACAAUCCGCAGCUCGCUAUGGUGGAGGCCGUGUGCAUCACAUGGUUCACGCUCGAGUACGUGCUUAGGUUCAGUGCGUCGCCGGACAAGUGGAAGUUCUUCAAGGGCGGUCUGAACGUGAUCGACCUGUUGGCGAUCCUCCCGUACUACGUAUCGUUGUUCCUGGUCGAGACUAACAAGAACGCGACCGACCAGUUCCAGGACGUGCGCAGGGUAGUACAGAUAUUUCGUAUAAUGCGGAUCCUGAGGAUCCUUAAGCUGGCCCGGCACUCGACCGGUCUCCAGAGCCUCGGUUUCACCCUGCGCAACUCGUACAAAGAGUUGGGCCUGCUGAUGCUCUUCCUGGCGAUGGGUGUCCUCAUAUUCUCGAGCCUCGCCUACUUCGCCGAGAAGGAGGAGCCCGGGACCAAAUUCAUAAGCAUUCCAGAAACCUUUUGGUGGGCGGGCAUCACAAUGACAACCGUCGGAUACGGCGACAUCUACCCUACGACCCCGCUCGGCAAGGUGAUCGGCAGUGUGUGUUGUAUAUGUGGUGUCCUGGUAAUCGCGUUGCCCAUUCCCAUUAUCGUAAACAACUUCGCCGAGUUCUACAAGAACCAGAUGAGGCGCGAGAAGGCGCUCAAGAGGCGGGAGGCCCUAGAGAGGGCCAAGAGGGAGGGCAGCAUCGUUUCCUUUCAUCACAUCAACCUGAGGGACGCGUUCGCCAAGAGCAUGGACCUCAUCGACGUCAUCGUCGACACCGGUCACAAUAUGUCCGGCGUGGAUGGUAACAGCACCGAGGGCGAGUCCGCGUGCGGACGCGGCCCAGCCCAGACCGGGCCCGGCUGUUACCGUAACUAUGAGCAUUACAGCAUCUCGCGACACCGUCGCAGCGCGUCCACCUGCUUCCCGAACCUGCCUAAUGACAUGCCGAACACACCGGACAGCCCGAACCGUCGCCUCCUGGACUUUGCUCAAAGCGUGCCUGGCACGCAGAACGACGACUACUAUCAAGACGAGGUGCCGGCCCAACACGUGAACCAGGGCAACACCACGCCUAGCGAUGAGGAGAAAAAAGACAGCAGAAAAUUCGAGAAAAAUGAUGAAAUACCUAGCGAAUUCGAGUGUUGCUUUUGUACUACGAAGGAGUACAAAGAGUUCAGGGACGCAGAAAAUAUAAUGCCGUUGGCGACCAGCGACUUUCGUAACCCGAUCUGCCAGGAGAUGAAAUCCCUUCGGGCGGGCGCGGCGCUCGCCGCGGAACAGGCCAUGCACCAGCUGAUCUUCGCCCAGGAGACGAAGGCGGUGUCCCCGGCGCAACCGGCUUCCACCGACGUGGCCACCGUUUACGGGAAGAUGUACAACGAGCAGGGGAGCGUCGACAGCUCCGACACGUAUGCCAGCUGCCAAACGCAUCCGUCUCAUUCACAGGUCUCUUCUGCUGGUCAUUCGGCGGAUAACAAUAAGGGUGAUUUGACGGAGGAAGCGGACAGUAACUUGUACGUGAAUCCCCUGGAGGCAGCGGAGAAGUGCGGGAACAGAGUAAAGAAAUCGGCUUCCGGAGAAGUUGGUCGCAACAUCAGCGAAGCGUCACCGAGCGUCGAAUCGUUAAAGGAUAUCCGGCCCUUUAUCGAGAGUAGGAAAGUUACCCUAAACGAUACGGUGCCCAAGCAUAGAAAAAUUCGGAUUCAACAGAGCGUGAGACCACGCGCGCAAUUUAUCAGCGACCAGGAGAGCAUCGUGGCACGUAGCGUCGUAAAAGAGGAGCCCGAGGAUAGUAAUUAUUACAAAGGUCUACGGGGUGGUAAACCGUUCGCGACGACCAACAGCAGCUUGGCUUCGGCGACGAGGAUCAUAAAUCAUCAUCUGUUCGGAUCCGUGAGCGGACCCAGGCAUUACACAGGAACGAACAACGAAAGCAAGCUAUCCCUUUCCGCCGAUUCGAUAGACAGCGAGGGCGUACCGUUCAUAGACUGCAAGCAGCGAGCGAUCUCCAAGUCGAUACUGAAGAAGUCCGAGUCCAGCAAUAAUUAUUACAGCAACGCCGGUGAUUCGGACACGGAGAAGUUGAUCACCGACAACGCGUCGACCGUCAGCGUGUGCGACAACGAGACCAGCACGUGCGACACGUUCGUUGGCAAUGGAACGAAGAUCGGCAAGCGACCCGUCUCGCCGUCGUUGUCCAGACAGGUGUUCGAGUCGAUCUUCCGUACGAACAACAAUAUAGAGAAGGACAACGAGACGGAUCGAACCGAGGAGAAGAGUCGUGCCACCAAAACGAGCAAAUCGAUGUUCGACGACGUCCUCGAAGAGGAGAAAUACGCGCAGGACGAGGCGAUGACCGAAAACAAGAACAAGGAGACGGAGCGGAAGAGGUCCAGGAGCAGAACAGAAGAACCGUCGUCGAAGGACGGUCAGGCGAUGCUGAUAUGCUCGUCGCGGUCGCACAAGGUGAGAAAACUGAACGCCGAAGAGAAGCGCAAGGCGAGGGUCAGCAGAGCCACUGACACGAACUGUCUUCCUCAAGAACAUCGUUUCUCGUCGUAGCCGCGAUGAUCGAUCUCGUUUCCCCGUGUAGCAACGUUAUGCAAUUAUUCUGUGUCGCAUAAAAUUAGAUGCAAGAACGGACAAUGAAUCGCUCGAGCCGCGUCGCUGUUGUUUGUUUUAGAAACGCCGCGCCGUUAGCCACGUUAAAUAAAUAUAAUAAAAUAGGGGGCCGUGGGUCUGCGUUUCAGCCAGACUUUUUUCUGUAAAUACGCGUACAUGCAAUUGAUCAGGUUUUUAAGACAAUGAUACACGUUCGAUAAUAUUAUAAUAUAAAUUAUUAAAGAGGAAGGACAGGUGGAAGAAAUUAUAAACGUAUUUUCGAAGAACGAAAGGGGGGGAAGAAGAAUUAGGAAGCCCAGGGGAUUGUAAUUAUGUUUAAAGAAACAGCGUUCGAAAGGAAGAGAUAUCAAACGAGUAAAGAUGAAGCUAAUGAUUCUGAAUAUGAUACGGUAGCAAAUAACAAAUCUUUAGGCAAUACGCUUUUCCUCGUUCGCUAAAUAAAAUGGUAAGAAGAAAAAGACAGAGUUUGACGAGGUACGUUUUAAUUUAAAUGAUCAGGGGGCCGGCGUUACUCUCUUCUCUCGUCUAAUCCCGUUAAAAAUUAGGGAAGCUUUGCGUGUCGCAAACGGUGUAAAUGUAUAUGCAUUAAAUGGCAUAGUGACGAAAAUACGCGAUCAACCAAUCUAUAAAUAAUAAUAAUAAUAAUAAUAAUAAUAAUAAUAAUAAUAAUAAUAAACCGUCAUUCCGGGGUCUCUGCAAUUACCGAGGCGAUGAUUCAUGGACCUUUACAGUCCCUGAUCAGCCAGGAUGCAGGUACUAACCGUAUCCACUCGCUCGUCCAGUUCGUCCUGUGAGGACGCGGGUCAGACCAGUCGAGCAAGCCGGUGUUCUCCGAACACGUAUUAAUUAUAAUGAUGAUCGAGGGACUCGGCGUUUUCGCAAUUAAACACUACCAACAGUCUCUCGUUUCUCGAAUAACGACGCAAGUGUUCGUUCGUCUGCUGAGUGUCUUACGUACGAUUAGGUAAUAAUGUCGUUGUAAUAGGAGGGUGUUAGACACGCGAGGGGAAAGUGGACCACGAAUUUUUAUGCAGUAUCUUUUGCUGAUAGAAUCUAAAUAGGAUCUUUACUAAAAAUAAUUACUUUCGUCACUUGGCGUUUCGAAUACUUUUUAAUACUGUUAUAUCGCAUUUUUUCGGUACAAGACGGAUGUCCCAGUUUCUGUUCAGGUCACGAUUUCUAUUCACCGACGUCUUCUCCGAUAAUUUUGAGAUGCAACACGUAGAAUUAUAAGGAGAGAUGCCGGUGAGUGGAAAUUGUGACGUGAACAGAAAUUGGAACAUGUUCGUUACAAUCGUGUCUUUUAUAAGCGCAUAAAAAUACGCGGUCUGAUGAUCUGAAGCCUCGUCGAAAUCAAAAUAAUUAUAGAUACGCUUGGAAAAAUGUGGGAACGUAGAUUAACGCAACACUCGAUGAUAACUGCCCCUUUUAAAAUUCCGAUUCCGGAGUGCUUCUCAUUCUUUUUCUCGUCUGUUUUAAAUUCUAAUUUCUAUUUCUAUAAUUUUACCAUGACACUCCUUUUCUUUCUUUUUAAUAAAACACUUUUACACUUACAGCGUUCGUAGAAUGCUUUAAAUAAUUGAUAUCAAAUUGAGAUUUGAAUUGAUGUUUCAAUUUUCUUCUUCGUUCACGUAUAAAAUACGAACGUCGCUCUGGGAGAGUUUCCUCUAUCUCGUCACGAUUCUCCGGUGACGGUGUACUAUUUUUUAACAUCAUGCGAUGGAAUCGGAAAAUGAAAACGCCUUUUCACGUACACAGCUAUGCGAGUUCAGUUCGGUUGUUUUUAACGAGUUAACGUAACUUUUACGUAUACUUAGGUAGAUAUCGAAAACGAUGAAACGUGUUAAACGUGCUCACGUAGGGGGACUAGCCAGAAGCGCAACGUAAACGUCUGUGUUAUAGCCAGGUAUCUACACUAGCUGCGAUAAUGAUCACGUUUUCUCAAACGAGAACGAUACUUUUACACCGCUGCGUUUAAGUACUGGGUUCGGUGCGUAUGGAACGUCAUUUCGUUCCUCGAGUCCUUUACAAUAUUUAAUACAACUGAAAGGAGCAAUGACCGAUGAAUUACUUUAAUCUAAUUCACAAUACUCUAGAGGUACUACAACCAUUAAAUUAUAUCCUGAGAAAACGACGUUUCAUACGUACGACGAAACAAACGGAAAGGAGUAGUAAACGAGCACGGAUUAGGAUUGUACGUACUUUUAAGGAAAGCAGCUUUUGGAUUUUAUCUUCUUCCAAAAGUAGAAGCUAAAGGGAAGAUCAUCAAUUUUAACUUACUGACUUCGCCGAUCAAAUUUUUACGCCAGCAGUUGUACGCCCCGAAAAAAAAAACUUUAAUCCGGCCUCGCAGAUAAAAGGAAGAAGCAUACAAUAAAGAUGCGUAUCCUCUCGUGUCAUAUCCUCGUAUUGCACCAUCGUUGCAUACGUGCCAUGUACACCGUUCAUAAAUCUUAUGACUCAUUAUAAAACACUGUCUCUACCCUCGACGCAUACAGGCUGCCUUCGGUAAUAACGUAAAAUCUAAAGGGAUAUGACACGAGCGUGUUUAAUUAAGACGUGCAUAAUUAUUAGCAACCGGAUGCUAAGAAUAGUUGCAACGCAUGCUCAAGAAUUCAGUCGCCUUUCUUUUCUCCGGACAGUUUUCAUUUUUCGAUCGUUCUAAUCCAUAGAUACGAGAAAAUAGGCCCAGUACCUGAACGGGGAGCCAGGGAUGAAAGAUUCUUUCUUAUUCUAUCGAAGCACGUGUCCUUCAUCUUUUACGGGGUCAAUAAGAAUGCAUCGGGCGCUCGGUCUAUUCUCUCGUGUCUACGUUUUUAUCAACUCGAUAUAGUAAUCGGAACGAGGGACGAACGAAAACGUUCUCUCGGAUAUUUUUAGGUGAACCAUCAGUAAAAUACAUAUCCUUAAUGGCAUUUCUAUUAUUCAUUGUUAUGGUAGAUGUAGGGAAAACAAAUAAUUGUACAGUCGCUGUUUAUCGAAAAAUGAAUGGUUGAUAAUCCCCUUAGACUUACAAUUAGCCGCGUCUAUUUGGGGAUCCUUGUUACACCGGUGGUCUGAAGGGUUCAUGCUUCGAAUAUUUUUUAAUCUAGGUAUUUAUAGGUAGAGAUCCUUUUAGUCGAGGCGAAAACCUCGCAUUCGUAGGAAGCAGAUCCCAUUCGAUUUUUUUGCAUGUCCUGAAGGGUAAUAUGCAAAAAGAUCGAAUGGAAAAAUACUUCUUACGAAUGCGGGAUUUGCGCCUCCACUAUUUACCGAUACGUAGUGUUGCUCAAGAGCUUUCAACUUUUUUACUAACGAGCAUUCUACAAAGAGAAGCGUCCUUUCGGAAUCAAUUCUUCUGUCGAGUUAACAAACGGUUAAUUAAUUUGAAACAAACGAACGAGAAGAGAAAUCUGAACUUUGUUUCGCCGUUAAAACGUCCUCGUUAAUUAAGCUUUCGAGCGGUGACGUAUUUAUUAAAACAGCGUGGAUGCCUGUAGACUUCUUUUAACACGAGACUUUUAUCUUGACGAGUACAAUGGGACUUGGUGAUUUUUAUAAUUUAUUUCACGCCAGGAUUUGAACGACGACUGUUGUAAUUAAUAGAAGAAACUUAUUUUAUAUCUCGUAGUGUAACAUUUUUAUUUAUGCAUGAGAUGUCAGGGUGCACCUUACCAGGACAGUUGCUUCUUUUCGUACCUACUACUAGAUCUCGGCACCUUUUAAUCGCUUGCACCUCACUCAAGUAUUUAAUUAUUAAACGAAUCAAUGUCUUCUGUGAGUUAAAGUAGAAAGUUCCUAACGACGACGGUGUACAGAAUGUGAUUUACUAUUAUGAUUAGACCGCGGGUUUUCACGGAAAAUAAAUCGUUCGUAGAUCAAGAUUUCCUUUGACCUCCAAAAAUGGCGUAAGUUUUACUUUCGACGUUCUACACAUUUAUAUCUUCUGCACGUCUCAUUUUCGUACGAAUACAUAAAAUCCGCGGUCUAAUUAUAACUGAUUAUUGUGAUCACAUCUUUAGAAGAAAUUGGUAUCGAUAUAGUACAAAGUAAAGGCUAUGUACAUACGUGGGUGGAAUUGAAUGCGUCGACCAGAUUGCGAAAGAAAAUUCAUGCUAUGAAAAGAAAUGUCAUGCAGUUUAUUGAAUGAAAAAAGACGAUACCCCGGUUUCCUUUCAUCGCUAAUUCUGUUGCAUCGUUUUAACGUCAAUCGUGUAAUUAUUAUUUUCGUCAACAUUUGGGAAAGUUUAACUAACAAUGAAUGAUUUAUGAAAGAAUAUUUUCUUUAAAAUAGGUCACCAAUUAUACACUAUAUCGAUUUAUGAUAAUAAUGUAAACGUCUGUGACUGUAUAUACAACCGAAACGAUACACUUAUAACUUUUUACCCGAUUUUUUAUCGCCAAAUCAUAUGAUUCGCUCCGGUCUACGCUCUUUAAACGAGACAUCGCUAUUUGAACAAUGUACAAAAGAAUUGCGGACGAGUAAAUUAUAAUAUGCAGUCAAUUCUGAAUUACGCAACGCAGUUAUAUAAAAUGUUCAUUGCGGUAUAACGUUGACCCGUUGCAAAGCGUCGUCGGUGAUCUUGGUCGUAUAAGUUAACUUUAUUUUCAAUCGCUUUAAGGCCUAGGGACGACCGUAGCUAUGUAAAAAAACAAAAACGAAUAAAGUUGCAAACUUGCCAA
This is a messenger RNA of Ceratina calcarata, 9169 nucleotides long. It is a transcript of the gene Shab, whose product is annotated as Shaker cognate b. The transcript is spliced from 11 exons. The coding region runs from base 752 to 4447 and encodes 1231 amino acids. Gene Ontology annotation, cellular component: membrane; voltage-gated potassium channel complex. The record is from RefSeq and is a predicted model, not a curated record. Lineage: Eukaryota; Metazoa; Arthropoda; Insecta; Hymenoptera; Apidae. Gene Ontology annotation, biological process: potassium ion transmembrane transport; protein homooligomerization; action potential. Gene Ontology annotation, molecular function: delayed rectifier potassium channel activity; protein binding.